Molecule: messenger RNA, 561 nt
Organism: Batrachochytrium dendrobatidis JAM81
Lineage: Eukaryota; Fungi; Chytridiomycota; Chytridiomycetes; Rhizophydiales
Exons: 5
Coding region: 19-534 (171 amino acids)
Molecular function (GO): ubiquitin binding
Source: RefSeq, a predicted model, not a curated record
AGUCUUGUUCAUUCUUGCAUGUCUGACACUACAACUAUUCUUGUAUCGCUUGUCUUGCUCUUCUUUGUCGUGCGCUACGUUCUCUUUGGUGGUCAGACUCAACCUCCAGGAUCAAAUGUUACAAGACAAACAGUAACUUCUAGAAGAGGCCGGUUUCCAGUACCUCUUUCAAGUGUUGAUGCAGUAUUUUCCAUGUUUCCACAUAUUCCUCGAGCUACUAUUGAACUAGACUUGUCCAAUACUGGAAGUGUCGAAGAAACUUGCGAUCGAAUUCUUAGUGGUGCACUUGUAGCACCAGUUACUCCAGUCCCUGUAAAUACUUCUCAAGCAAGAGUUUCUACUGCAUCUACACCAGCAUCUUCCCUUCCUGUCUUUACGAACAAGCCGCCACCUUAUUUAAAAUCAGAAUUAGAAGUGGUUGCAGAACCACUUAAAAAGUGGGAACCAUCACCCGAUGCACGUCAACUGAGUCUUCGUCAACGAAAGGAAUUUAUGGUCCAACAAGCUAGAAGAAAGUUUUUGGAAACCCAAUAAAGUAUAGUCAUACGAGAUGUAUGAAUC